AUGGCUCAACCGGCAAUCGAGCAGGAUGGAUAUCCUAGCGCCUCUAUAUUAGCACCCACAAGGAAAGUAAACAUAGACGCAUAUUGUGUUCAACAUGAUGAUACAAGCGAGAGUUGGCCUACGCCGCCAACUGAUAUGCGGCAACGUGGAAGGAGUGUUCAAAAGCAGCAGGAGCAGUUGUUCUACUACUGGUCGGAGGGAGAUCUUGGCAAGGGAGAUAGAGGGAGCUCUACAACCAUGAUCUUGGCAUACAACCCGAUGGCAUCAUGCCCACAGCUUACAAAAUCUUAG
Triticum turgidum subsp. durum (durum wheat) is the source of this 291-nucleotide messenger RNA. The record is from the annotation of a GenBank genome assembly. NCBI's taxonomy places the organism in Eukaryota, Viridiplantae, Streptophyta, Magnoliopsida, Poales, Poaceae.